UCUCUCUCUCUCUCUCUCUCUCUCUCUCUCUCUCUCUCUCUCUCGGGGAGGAUGCCGCCUCAGUUCAGACAACAGACGCGGAUCUGAAGAGCUUCCGGGCGGACUACCGGACACACCGACACGGUCACCGCGAUCUCCCGGGCACGGAGCCGCCGGGGCCGGGCCGAACCUUCGCUAACGUCGGCGUGAUUCCCCCCGGAGAACCGCGGAGGGAGAGAGGGAGGGAGAGAGAGAGAGGGAGAGAGGGAGGAUGAAGAAAAGCAACCAGAGCAGACGGGGCGUCCAGGACUCGGCGCCGGCGGCGGUGCAGCAGCCGGAGAAGGCCGGCUGGAUCAGGAAGUUCUGCGGCCGCGGCAUCUUCAGAGAGCUGUGGAGGAACCGGCACGUGGUGCUGAGAGGAGACAUGCUGUACAUCUCAGACAAGGAGGUGAAAGACGAGCGGAAGGCCCAAGAAGUCUUCGACCUGGCGGAUUACGAGCGUUCGGAGGAGCUGAGGAAAGCAAAGAGUCGCAGCAAGAAGAACCACAGCCGCUUCACGCUGCUGCGCCGCCGGCAGCCGGGGAACACCGUUCCUAACCUUGUGUUUCUGGCGGUGAGUCCUGAGGAAAAGGAAUCAUGGGUAAAUGCCCUCAACGUGGCGAUCGUCAAAGCCAAGAACCGCAUUUUAGACGAGGUGACCAUCGAUGAGGACGGAGCCUUGGUUCAUCCCACCAGAGACCGGGCAAAGAUCCCUCAUGGCCGCCGGCUGCCGACUCGAGGACACCUCAUGGCCGUGGCGUCAACGUCUUCCCACGGCAUGCUGACCCUAGACCUGGUCGCCGAGGAGGAUGGUUUCUCUCCGGACUACGAUGGCGACCCGCGGGAAUCCUCCUGGGAGAAUUUCCAGGCCGAGCUGCUGCGGGGGGGCUCGUGCGGCCAGGUGGCAGCGGUCGGGUCUUCUUCGGGGGUCGGAGUUCGUCAGCGAGCCGGCACCGAUGUGUCGAAGCUGCGGGCGACAUCCAAGGAGCCCAAAGUGAAGACCAGCAGUCUUCCCAGAGGGAGUGAGCUGUCCUGGGGCAAACAUUCACACCUGGAGGCCUCCAAGGUCCACAACACCCAGCAGGCACAGGUCCUUCAGUCUCAAACACCGCAGCCAGGGAAGAGGUUCAGCAUGCAGGGUCGGAGUCGCUGUGCCUCCAUGGACGAAGUCCUCUCCUCCAGACCGGCGAUGAUUCGCUCUGAGUUUCGCUCGGCUCUGCGGCGCUGUCCAACCGAAGAGGAGGCUGGGGGCGGGGCUUCGGUGCAGCCUGUCGGGCAGCUGCAGAGCCUGAUCGCCCAGAGGAUGCAGAGAGCUCAGGAGCUGCUGGAGGAGAUGAGACUGCAGGAGUUGCAGAAGGCCAAAGCGGAGAGAGAACACGGAGGCAGCUCACCGUACCUGAAGGGCAUCGACUCUCCUCGCCUCCACCACCUCAGGGGCUCCGACUCUCAGCACGCCAGCAAGUCGCCCGGAUCUCCGAGGAGCCGUAGCAGCGACUCUCCUCGCCUGCGGGGGAAAGACUCUCCCCGUCUGAGAGGCCGAGAGUCUCCUCGCGCCAAAGCUAAGAGGAAUCGCUCCAAAGGGACCGACUCGCCUCGCUCCAGAGGAUCCCAAUCGCCCUCCGCGAAAGCAAACGACUCCCCUCGACUGAAAGAUUCGCCACGGACAAAAAGCUCCGACACGCGUUCCCCGAAACUCAAGGGAUCUCGUGGCGCCUCUUGUCCCGACGAUGAAGAAGACUCUGCCGCGCAAAAGUUGGCAGAAUCAACGCCCCCGGUUCAAGAAGCCGACUCACAACAAGGGAGUGAAACCGACUCGCCACGUCCAAAUCGUAAGGACUCGGCGAGCAUUUCUGGGUCCUUCGAGCCUUCGCGACCCCAAACCGCCGACAGGCACCCUCCGCCCGCCUCGCCGCCCGCCCUGCUGUCGGAAUCGGAGCUGCGGAUGCGGCGCGAAGAAGCCGAGCGCCUCCUGGAAGAGGCUGUGUCGUCGUGGAAGGAGGCGCAAGAAGUCCUGCAGGAAGUGAAGGAGCUGCAGAGCCAGACACUGCGGCGGCAGCGCCGGAGAACCUACGAAAAGAUGUCGUUGACGGCCGCGGCGGCUGGGCUGCACAAGGCGACCCCGGCGGCGGCGGCAGAUGAGGACGGCACGCCGAACUCGCCGACAUCCCCCGAAGACGAGUCCGAGACGCCUUGACGAUGGGGAUUUUCUUUCUUACAACUAUUCCUUGAAUUCAAUUUUCUCGAAGGACAUUUUUCAGCAUGCUUACACGCAUAAAAAAAAGCAGACAGGGAUUUGCAAUAAUUUUGGGGGAUUUUUGGGGGAUUUUUAAAUGUUUUGCAUCUUUUAAAUCUUGGGGGAUAAUCCGUGGGAUGCACGUGAACACUUGAGCAAACGUGGAUUGUUUUAAAAACCAGCAAUAUACAGUUCUUCCCGGGCAGGUUUUAAUGACUUUCUUUCCUUGAAUUGAAUUUUCUCAGUGGAAGGUUUUCUGCAUUGUAGCAACAACACAUUAUGUAAUAAGCUGCUGCAUUUUGUAAUAAAUGAUUACUAGGGAUGCACCCAAUCCAGAUAUUUUGGGGUUUGGAUGAAUACCGAAUCCACUGGUUAAAGCGUAACUCUCGCCAAAAUGCAUCCUAGGGUAUUUUUGUGAAUGUUUGUGAGUCAAACAACAACUGCAGUGAGUUGCACACAACCUUUCUUUUUAGUAAAUCUGUGUACACAAACAAUGUUGUCAAUGCUUGCGUUAAGGUGUAGAGCCCCUGGUGAUACUUGAAGCAAAGUUUCAUGUUGUG
Molecule: messenger RNA, 2811 nt
Organism: Perca fluviatilis (European perch)
Lineage: Eukaryota; Metazoa; Chordata; Actinopteri; Perciformes; Percidae
Gene: plekho1a
Product: pleckstrin homology domain containing, family O member 1a
Exons: 10
Coding region: 251-2212 (653 amino acids)
Biological process (GO): regulation of myoblast fusion
Cellular component (GO): ruffle membrane; muscle cell projection membrane
Source: RefSeq, a predicted model, not a curated record